Messenger RNA from Camelina sativa (false flax), 1000 nucleotides. Its product is annotated as nuclear transcription factor Y subunit B-6. Lineage: Eukaryota; Viridiplantae; Streptophyta; Magnoliopsida; Brassicales; Brassicaceae. Gene Ontology annotation, cellular component: nucleus; CCAAT-binding factor complex. The record is from RefSeq and is a predicted model, not a curated record. Gene Ontology annotation, molecular function: protein heterodimerization activity; DNA-binding transcription activator activity, RNA polymerase II-specific; RNA polymerase II cis-regulatory region sequence-specific DNA binding. Gene Ontology annotation, biological process: regulation of transcription by RNA polymerase II.
UCAUUCCCUUCUUUUCUUCAAAUGCUUCGUAAUUUCGGGCAUUGAUUAUUAUUUAUAUAUCCACAAACACACCAAGUCGUGAAUUUUCGAACAAAGAUAUGGAACGUGGAGGCUUCCAUGGCUACCGCAAGUUAUCCCUCGGCACCACCACUCCUCCUGCACCAGCUAAUUUUCUGGUGGCAGAGGGCACUAUGCGUCCCCCAGAAUUCAUCCAGCCUAACAAAACCAGUAAUGGUAGUGAAGAGGAGUGCACGGUGAGGGAGCAAGACAGGUUUAUGCCUAUCGCCAACGUGAUACGGAUCAUGCGGAGGAUCUUACCUGCUCACGCCAAGAUCUCAGACGACUCCAAGGAGACGAUCCAAGAGUGUGUCUCGGAGUACAUCAGCUUCAUAACAGGGGAGGCUAAUGAGCGGUGCCAGCGGGAACAGCGCAAGACCAUUACUGCUGAGGACGUCUUGUGGGCAAUGAGCAAGCUCGGUUUUGAUGACUACAUCGAACCCCUCACAUUGUACCUCCACCGCUACAGAGAGUUGGAGGGUGAACGAGGGGUUAGCUGCGGUGCUGGAUCUGUUAGUAUGACCAAUGGCUUGGUGGUCAAGAGGCCUAACGGGAACAUGAGCGAGUACGGAGCCUACGGGCCUGUGCCAGGGAUUCACAUGGCGCAGUACCAUUAUCGUCAUCAGAACGGGUUUGUUUUCAGUGGUAACGAACCUAAUUCUAAGAUGAGUGGUUCAUCUUCAGCAGCAAGCGGCGCCAGAGUUGAAGUAUUUCCGACUCAACACAAUAAGUACUGAGAACAAAGGCUAAUAUCGUAGACAGCUGACAGAGCGGGAGUCAUAACGGUUAGUAGGCGCAAGUUGUAGCUUAUGAAAUCAAGGUUUAAGCAAAAAAAAUGAAGGUUUUUUCUUUGUUUGUCAUCUACUUGAAAGAACAUGAAGUUUUUCAUCUGAUCUGUCUUGUGGUAAUGUGUGUUAAUAAAGUAAUGGGUUUCCAAACCGCA